Molecule: messenger RNA, 582 nt
Organism: Protobothrops mucrosquamatus (brown spotted pit viper)
Lineage: Eukaryota; Metazoa; Chordata; Lepidosauria; Squamata; Viperidae
Product: retinol dehydrogenase 16-like
Exons: 2
Coding region: 4-582 (192 amino acids)
Source: RefSeq, a predicted model, not a curated record
GCUAUGUGGCUCUUUCUGCCUGUCCUGGUAGCUGUCCUUUUCCUCCUUCGCCGUUGGUACCUGGAAAGACAAAUGGUGGAGAACCUGACGGAAAAAUAUGUCUUCAUCACAGGCUGUGAUUCUGGCUUUGGGAACCAGCUGGCCAGGCAGCUGGAUGCUCAGGGUCUGCAGGUGUUGGCCUCUUGUCUCACUUCAGAAGCGGCAGAACAGCUGGAAAAGGUCACAUCGGACCGGUUAAAAACCACUCUGCUGGAUGUCACCAAUACUGAGAAUGUUGCAGCAGCAACUGAGUGGGUGAAAACCUGCGUGGGGAAAAAAGGACUUUGGGGGUUAGUAAACAACGCAGGCAUUGGUUAUCCAGUUGGUCCCAAUGAGUGCCUGAGGAAGGAGGACUUCGCCAAAGUGCUGGAAGUGAACUUACUUGGGCUGAUUAACAUGACACUUCACAUGCUACCCCUGGUGAGGAGAGCCAGAGGGAGAGUGAUCAACUUGUCUAGUGUGGUGGGAAGACUGGCAAUCUCCGGAGGUGGGUAUUGCCUCUCCAAGUUUGCUGUGGAAGCCUUCUCAGACUCUCUGAGGUAA